Messenger RNA from Penicillium pulvis, 990 nucleotides. RefSeq lists its product as uncharacterized. The transcript is spliced from 3 exons. The record is from RefSeq and is a predicted model, not a curated record. Bases 1 to 990 code for a protein of 329 amino acids. NCBI's taxonomy places the organism in Eukaryota, Fungi, Ascomycota, Eurotiomycetes, Eurotiales, Aspergillaceae.
AUGACCGCUCUAUUUUCCGAGACAUUACCAGACCACGAAAAUAAAUCCGCUGGAAUCGCUGAAAUUGAAAGCUUGCAGAGUGUGCAUAAAGAAAUCGCAAAGCGACUGGACUAUUACGAAGCAGUUGCAAAAAAGGCGCGAGAGGCAGAACACCUUUCCAAUGUGAAGCUUCGCCGACAAGGCGAGCUUCUGCAAGAUGCUCUAAAAUCGGCGGAUGCGGCGCUAACGCAGAAUACUGAUCUCAGGCUUAGGCUUGAUAGCCUUGAAAUUAUGCUAAAGGAUUUGAGUGACGAGGAAGUGAAUAAGACAACAAAUCGAUUAUACGACGAUCUUGAAGAUUGGAUUAAACGACACUAUGGAGCUUUGCAGCCAGUCUACCCAGAAGUAGAACCAGACGCGGACUUGGAUCAACCACAGGAGUUUUGGUUUAGCAUAUAUGGGUUUUUAUCACAGCAGAUUUUCCAUAUCAUCCUAAGUCGCUUUAUGGUUGGCACGGGCAGUCCGGGAAUGAACCAUGCGCUUCGCAUGCUUGAUGAGAAGGUACAAAAAAUAUACCCCAGAAAUAUCGGCCAAUAUUGGCGUGCUGGUACAAGUAGUGCAGCCCUGAUGCUUGCAAGGCCUGAGCUGGAAGCCACAAUCGGCCAAAUUGUUGAAUCUACUGAGGCACGAUAUUUGCAUCGUGCGAUGCCCGGAACGCUUUCAACUCGGAGUGGGGAACUAAAAGAUCUGUUGUGGAAAUUUGUGAACUGGAAAGGACGAUUGGAACGUCAAAGUGUCCAAUUCUACUUCUGGUGGGUUAUGCCCAGAUUGCCACUUCGAACCGAAUACAUGUUCAAUCUCACUGGGGAUGACUUUCCAAAUGCUACUGUCAAUCGCAGUUUAUCGCCAGCCCUUUACAGGCUGACACCGGGUGAUUCUGAGCCCACACUUGUACGCCGGGCAGUAGUACAAGUUACCGAUGGUUCCUCGAUCACUUCCAACAUGGUGUGA